GUUCGUAUCUACUGUACUUUAGUGAAAAGACACUGGUUUGGGUUGAAGUCGGUGAAAGAGGACCAAGCUGAAAUGCCACCGCCUUUGCUCUGAACACGAUUAAACCGCUGGAAAUUUACGGAACUCUCCUUGUCGCCUCAGUUCCUGUCAGCACCAGCAGCCAUGUCGUGCCGGAACAUCCACGCCACCAAUGCUUUUGCCUUCAUCGUUGCCUUCGUGUCUGUAGGAGGGCUUGCUGUGUCAGCGAUAAUCCCACAGUGGCGUGUAACAAGGCUCGUCACCUACAAUCGCAACGCCAAGAAUAUCAGCGUAUAUGAUGGGCUGUGGGCUAAAUGUGUGAAACAGGAUGGUUAUUCAGGAUGCUACUACUAUGAUUCAGAGUGGUACUCUAAAGUCGACCAGCUGGAUCUGCGGCUCCUGCAGUUCUGUCUGCCUGCAGGCCUGCUGUUCGGCUCACUAGCUUUGCUACUGUGUAUGGCUGGGAUGUGUAAGACCUGCUGCUGCUCAGACAAGCCUGAACCGGACAUAAAGACUAUCAGAUUCCUGGUUAACAGUGCUGGCUGUCACCUGGUGGCCGGGAUGUUCUUGUUCCUGGGUGGUGCUAUCGCCAUUGCACCUUCAGUGUGGUUCCUCUUCCGCACUAAGGAGCUGAACAUCAGAUAUGACAAUAUUUUCUCUGAUGGGUUUGCCGUAUAUGUAUCAAUAGGCUGCUCUGGAGGAUUGAUGCUGGCUGCACUGCUGAUGUUCAUGUGGUACUGUAUGUGUAAGAAGUUGCCUUCACCGUUCUGGUUGCCCCUGCCCUCCAUGCCAACAUCUCUGUCCAGCCAGCCUCUCACUGCCAACGGAUAUCCUCCUUCCCCAGUGUAUGGCCCUCAGCCCUUCCCACCACAAACCUAUCCUCCCACGGUGAUCGACGCCCAGCCUUAUGUGCCAUCUCAGGCCUACGCACAAAGCGUUGUUGCCCCCGCACCACCGCAGUUGUACAUGUCUCAGAUUUCUGCUCCAGAUGGGUAUGGGUCUGAGGUGGGAGGGACUCAGGCUUACAGCUACGCUCCUUCACAAAGCUACGCUCCCUCACAAAGCUACGCUCCUUCUCAGGGAUACCCAUCCAGCUACGCAGGCCACCGCUACUCCACCCGCUCACGGAUGUCUGCCAUAGAGAUCGACAUUCCCGUGCUGACACAGGGAGAAUAAGAGAAAAGAGGCUGUAAACCUCGGCACAUUGAAGCUUUCUGUCCCCCAGCCUCCAUGAAUUUCUAACCAACAGAGGUUGAUAGAUGGAAGUUAAUAAUAUGAGAGCUAUUUACAGCCUCUAGAGUGAUAGUUUAAAGAAUUCAGUUAGUCAGUCCAGGUCUGUAAAUUGCUGAUUAUAGAAGAUGACAGUCAAAAGACCUCUGGAGGUACUAUAUGAAGGAUGACAUUUUCUUUAAAAAUGAAGAAUACGAAAGCACCCUGGGGCAAACAACACUGUAUUCAGCUUAGUAUUGUAGAAAGGGAAGAAAAUAAAUUUCCAUUUGCAGCAAAAAGUACUGAAGGACACCUCAACUAGCUUUUUUCACUAUUUUACCAGAGUAGGUUCACUACACACUAUACAAUCUGCUCAAGUAUCCAGUGGACCAACCUAUUAGCUACAAGCAAACAGUUACUAGCAUUUGGUAGGUGGCUUUAUGUAAAUUCCUACCCUGACUUAAAAUCAACAAAGCCCAUGUUUGCUGCCAAAAUUACAGCUUGUCUGCAAAAUUGUAUUUUUCUAUAUUUUUUUUAUUUUUUUUUUUAUGUUGGGACGUGUAACACAUCAUGUUCAUAUGAUGAUGUUAUUGUUGUCCACUUUAUAGAGGCCUUCUGUUAACACUACUGAACCAACACUGACUCAUUAACUUUAAAUUCUGUGUCUCCUAAUAGAUAACCACUAACCGAUUCAUCCAUUUGUGUAUUUUGAGUCUUGUCUGUUUUAACAUGAAUAAUGUCACAGUGCCCUGUGGAGAGCAGCUGUUACAAUUUUCAAUGCACUAAUUAUGUGAAUACUGUGACGGUUUACAUUGCCUUUGUUCAGCGAUUUUGUUUAAAUGUAUGACCUCUAACAUAACACUUAUCAUUUAUUGCAGGAAGUAUCCGUCAGCUGAGUUAAAUGUAAUGUAUAGAUGCUGAUUUACACAAAUGAAUUUUUAUUCUGACCUAUAAUGUCAAUGACAGGAAUGAGACUGUUGUUCACUUGCUCAACAUGUCAGAUGAUUAACUGAUUAACUGUAAAAAGUAGUUGGAUCAGAUGAAUUUGUAGGCAAUGUUACAUUUUUCUGUUUUUACCAUUAAACAUCUGCUAGCUCAGCUGGAAGUGUGAUGUUUGUGUUAGCAGUGUUUGUGACUAAGCCAAAAUGUAACUUAGUUAAAUUGCUGUCUUUUGUGUGUUUUGCUUGAGCACUGAUCAACAUUUCUUCAAAGUAUAAUGGGGCCAUUGUGUUAUUAUGCAAUGCAAUGUUUAGGUUCAUAUUGCUGAGCAUUUUUCUAUACUGUCAUCUUUUUAUUUUUAUUAAAAACAUAAA
Messenger RNA from Seriola dumerili (greater amberjack), 2540 nucleotides. RefSeq names its product claudin 12 (gene cldn12). Gene Ontology annotation, cellular component: plasma membrane. The record is from RefSeq and is a predicted model, not a curated record. NCBI's taxonomy places the organism in Eukaryota, Metazoa, Chordata, Actinopteri, Carangiformes, Carangidae. Bases 163 to 1194 code for a protein of 343 amino acids. The transcript has 3 exons.